CUCGUUGUUCUUGUUUUCCUGUUUCUAAUUGAGCGUGGUUUAUUUAAAUUCUGUUUAAUAGAAGUUCUAUAUUUGGAAGUUAGUUGAUUUUUCAAGAAUGGCUUAUAAUCGUAAACCAAAUGAAACUAUAUUAGCACUAUAUAUCGUAGAUGCUUUUACAAAACAAUCAUUUAAGGGAAAUAGUGCUGCUGUUUGUUUACUUCCGUAUCAUCAAUCUAUUUCAAGUAAAAUGAAACAAAGUAUUGCCUUAGAAAUGAAUUUAUCAGAAACAGCCUUUGUCUCAAUAAUUGAAGAAGAGGAUACUUUUGAAAAUGCAAAGCAUUUUGCACUUCAGUGGUACACGCCUACAUGCGAGGUGACUCUUUGUGGCCAUGCAACUCUAGCUUCAGCUGCAGUCCUUUUUUCUGUGUACAACAAUCACUCGGACAUUUUGGAAUUUGAUACAGCUAGUGGCAUCUUGACAGCCAAAAAAUUACCAAAUGGAAAAAUAGAAAUCAAUUUACCUGCAUAUGAAUCUUCUCCUGUGGCAAUAGAAAAUUAUGAAGGGCUUAUCAAGGCUGCCAUUGGAUCUUGCCCUUAUCAAGAAGUAGUGUUGUCUGACUCUGAAAAGUUAUUAAUACGUUUAAGAGAUGAUUGUACAAGGCAAAGGUUGGAACAGUUAAAGCCACAAGAUGGUGAACUUUUGGCUGCAUCUUCGGAUGUUAGAGGUGUUAUUGUAACUUUGAAAGGAUCUGGCAUGGAUGAUUGUCUUGAUGGUGAUGGAAACGCCUAUGAUUUUAUAUCUCGUUAUUUUGUGCCAUGGCUCGGAAUAUCAGAAGAUCCUGUCACUGGAUCUGCUCAUUCUGUGCUUGCACCAUAUUGGGCUAAAAUUUUAAACAAGAAUGCCUUAUAUGCUCGACAGUGCUCACCUCGAGGGGGUGAAUUACACAUGGAAUUAGCAAAGAAUAGAGUUUUCAUCAGUGGAGAUGUAGUUGUAGUAGUCAGAGGACAGAUAAACUUUUGAUUAUUAUGAUUGUUAUUAUUUUAAUCAAAAUUUUUACUCUGUCUUGAACACUGUAAAUGACUAUUGCAUUUUUGUUACAGUGCAUUUAAAUCAAAUUAUUUCAUUUUAAUAUUUGUAAUUCUAAUAUAAAGUUAAAUAUGCAGAAUUUUAAAUUGACUUAUUAAUUGUAAAGUUUUUAAAGUAGUAGUUACAGAUGCAAGAUAUUUAUAUAUAUUUAUUUAAUAUAUAUUAUUUGUAGAGCUGAUCGAAUGUGUGAUAAAUAAUGCACUUGUCUAAGAUUUAAAAAAAAAGUUAAAAGUAUGCCAAAUUAAAAUAUGAUAAAUAAAUUAAUCAUAAAAAGUAUUCUGAAAAUUCAAACUUUUAUAUUUGCUUUAGAUAUAGCUAUCUGUUGGCAUGGUGUGUUUGUUGCAAAACAAUUUUAAUUCAUUUGUGUUGGACAAAACUUGUACUGGACUUGGAUUUUGAGAUACAAAAUAUGGUGUUUAUGAUAUCUAUAAAUCUCUUCUGUCUUAAGAUCUCUUUUAUUUAUUAUCCUUAUUAAGAUAGGAUCUUAUAAUAAGAUCUAUAUAAAACUUCAUUCUCAUGUCCUUCUUUGAAGUGAUGUUUUUGUGAUUUCUUGUGCUUUCUUAGGCUGUGUGUAUUUGAUGUAAAGUAUAUUAAAUAUGUUUUUUAACAUAGCUAUACAAGGUCACAUAUUUAUUAAAUUCUAAAUAGAAUUACGUUUAUUGCUAAUUGCCAAAUGCAGAGAAAGUGUAAUUUGUUUCUAAAUCCUCCUUCCCCCAAGAAAAGGAAGUCUUUUACUCAAAGAAUGAGUAAAAAUAUAGAAAAAGACCCAGCUAUAGUGAACAGUCAUCUUUUUUCCAUUCAGUUCAUCUUACAAGUGCAGUACCAUGAAGUUCUUAAUUGCAUUUGUAGAAAGAUUUUGAAUAUUAAAACAAAAAUCAAAAUUUCAACAUUAGAAGCAUCUGUAGCAAUUCUUUCAAUGUGUUGGAACCCUUAAAACCCUUGUGACUUUGUAUGGUUAGUGAUUUUGUGAAGUUUCUCUGCAGCACAGCAUUUUGUUUUUGUGAUCUAGUGAUGGGUCACAACAGAGCAUUUAUCUAAACUAUUUGAGUAAACUAGAACUUUUGCUUGAAUACCUAUGUGUUCUUUUUUACCAGUUUUGAAAUAUUUCUGCAAGUGCUUCAUUAAUCUUCAGGUAUGAAUUAGUAUCUGUCAUAAUUGAGGGAUUAUUCUAUUAGUCGAAUAUAAUUCUGAUUCCAGUACUCAGUUUUAGAGAAUCUGCCCACGGUAACCUUUCUCUGUAGAAAACAAUUUCCUUUUUCUGUGAUUAUUUGAACAAAUUAUGAUUAUUUAUUAUGUAAUAUAGAACUUUUUAUAUGAUUAUUCCAACCUGACUGAUGAUCAUCCAUGGUUUCUCUAUGUUUUGUAAAUAUUCUGAUUUCAUUGUUACAUACUAAACAGAGCUCUAAAAAACCUAUGUGAAAUUUGCCAUGUCUGUAAGAACAAACAUAGUAAUACUUUAAUCUGCUAGCAUUUGCAGAUAUGCAGUUCAGGACUGGUGCCAGAGCCAGUGUAACCGAAAAGGUUAAGGGUGGAAAUUUUUAAAAUUUAGAGGAGUAAUAAGCAGACAGAUUGCCUCGGGCAACAAAAAAAAAAAAAAAAAAAACUACUGCCAACCUUGAUCCAAAUACAUAAACCAUACACUGUUUAUCAUGUUGAUGCAAAAUGUAGAACAGUGCAGCAAUUAAAUAAUGAAAUUAUGUUUUUUAAAAAAGAAAAAUGAUAAAAUUGACAUAUAUUAAUUAGUCAAAAGUACAUUUUUUCCAUUAACCCGAAUAUCCACCAGAAGCUAAGCAGAGGUCAUUGAACACCUGCUAUUGCAAUCCUGUUAAACCGCCUGGCCAGAUGUGUAUUUUUAUGUUUUCCCUUAGAAGAUUCCUGCAUGAAAGCAUCCUUUCCCCUUAGACAGCUGUCGUAUAGUUUUCCAUCUUCAGUUAAAAGAAAAGACAUUAAUAAAGCAGUGGAAAGAUCUGAUAAUAAAGGAGAAACUCUGUAGAGAUCUGCUUUUUGGUAUAUUUAUUUAGUGUAAACUCCCUCGCCCCCCCCCAAAGAAAAAUUUUCUGUUCAAGGUAAUUUUAGCUUUAAAAAAAGGGGGGAAGACUAAAUGACAAGGGGACAAAUCUAGAUAAUGUAAAAUAUGGUUAAAUACACAAACGUUUUGGGGGACCAGAAAUAGCUGCAAAGUGGAAAUGCAUUUUUAUGUUUCAGUUUGAAGAUUGCUGUUCAAAUUGAAUGAUGUAAAAUGCAGCAUUAAAAAUCAUUUGCUCAGGCAGAUAUUAAAUGACUUAUCAAAAAUGUAAUGUAGUUAUAACCGCUCAGCUUCUAGAGACUUUUUUGAAAAGGUGUAAUCUGAUUGGUUAAUUGUCACUCUGUAUGCAUCACCUUUGUUCCCAUUUUAAAAUGUUUCAGGAAAUAUAAAAAUUAAUUAAAACAUAUUUAUUUAAUGUAUAGUUUUAUUUCUAUGUGCAGCACUUUAUGACUAGUUUUUUUAAUCAUUCAGAUUUUUCAUAAAUUAUGUUAAAAGAUAAAUUUUGAUGAAAAUAUCCAGCAACAUGAUGUUAUAAUAAAUAGGUAAUGGUAUUCCUUUGGAGUCAUGCUAACUGAAUGGGAAAAAAUGCAUAAUGCAGACUAUUGUUGUUUACUGUACCUUUUCAAAUGAACAUGUUUUAAAAUUGGUCUCAGCAUGCAUGUAUUCUUUUUAGUAAUCACCUAGCAUGUCAUCUUUUUAUUGUCAAAUUCUUCUCAUAUGUUUUUAAUCAUAAUUGAGUGUCUUUAUAAUGCAUUGGUCACAGAAAAUGAAUAAUUUUUAUGUUCUAUUAUCAAGUUUCACUCAAGUUUUUUUUUUAAAUAAUACUUGUCUAAAGUACAAAUUGAUGAAGCUUUUAUUUUGCCUGUGUAACACAAAAUGUGUCAUUUUUACAUAACAUUGUUUUGUAUUCUUAAUAGUGUUUGUAAAAUUAAAAAAUAAAUAAAUGCUCAAUAAAUGUU
Stegodyphus dumicola is the source of this 4054-nucleotide messenger RNA. Its product is annotated as phenazine biosynthesis-like domain-containing protein 1. Lineage: Eukaryota; Metazoa; Arthropoda; Arachnida; Araneae; Eresidae. Gene Ontology annotation, cellular component: cytoplasm. Gene Ontology annotation, biological process: biosynthetic process. Gene Ontology annotation, molecular function: isomerase activity. The record is from RefSeq and is a predicted model, not a curated record.